AUGGCUUCCAUCACCUCCUCUGCCGUUGUUGCCCCCGUUGCCUUCAAGGCAGCUGUGCAGUCCUCCACUGCCUCCUCCAAGUCCGUGUCUUUCUCCGGUGUUGCCUCCAAUGGCUUCGCCGCUAAGACCGUGUCCAACGGCAGCCGUGUCUCUUGCAUGAAGGUGUGGAACCCCAUCGGUAACCCCAGGUUCGAGACCCUGUCCUACCUCCCCGCUCUCACCGACGACAUGAUCGUCAAGGAGAUCCGGUACAUGCUCAAGAACGGCUGGGUCCCCGCUAUUGAGUUCGACGCCAGCGGUGUCGUGUACAGGGAGAACAACAGCGGCCCCGGUUACUAUGAUGGUCGCUACUGGACGAUGUGGAAGCUGCCCCUCUUCGGCUGCACUGAUGCCUCCCAGGUGCUCAGGGAGAUCAACGAGUGCAAGUCUUCCUACCCCGGUUGCUUCAUCCGUGUUCUGGGCUUCGACAAUGGCCCUGUAGCCAUGGAUUGUAGGGACGAUGAUGACCCUGCUAUGUCGCAUCGUCCACUUACUGGUCUCGACUUUCUGAGAGGCGGUCCGCCUACCGCCACGCCUGAAAGAGAUCCGCCUGUGCAGCCCCCAGUUACCAACAACGAACCAACGGCAAGCACGGAGCCCUGGCCGGAUUUUAAUCAGCGGCAACAGCUGAGCGAUCCGCCUGUGGAAGAGUCGCCCACUAGAGCGACCGGGCGCGUCGCAACUCCCACGGUCAGUGCUGUCCGAAGCGCAGGCGUCUCCCGGUUCCCAAAGUUCGGGAAGUUCACUCAAUCGACUAUUCGGUUUGCUCGAACUCGCGUACCUCAUGUGCGCCUCACGCAAGGAAGGUCGCCCUCUCCCGCAGCUGCUGCUACUCCGCUGACUCCAGCGACUGGCACGAGCAGGGUGCCUUCGGAUCCAGGGCCGUCCAGGCCGUCUAUUUUGGUUCCGGAUCCUGAAGCGCUUCUCGAAGAACUGAAGAAGAAGUGCACCGACAUCUGGCAACGUCGUUUCCCCUGGCUGCUGAUAUCACAAAGGAAGGAUGGUCGCCCGUGCAUGAAGUGCAGUGUCUGCAUCAGAUACGGACCGCCACACUGGCAGUACGGCAAGGCGGGCGAGGGUGGCGUGGACAUCCAGAAGCAGACCAUGUGCAAGCAUGGUCUGAGUCGCAAGCAUCAGGACGCCCUCGAUCGUAAAGCCCGAGCCGAAGGAGGUAAAGUUGCUCAACGAGGGAUUGAUGAGUAUGAGGACGGGGUGGGGGAGAUUGAGCGUUUGAAACAACUUCUAUUAGUGGUGCUUUUCAUAUGCAAGUCGGAUGCACCUAUUGCGCUCUUUGUUGGCCUUGUGCACCUGCUACACGUUCUGAAGACCCCCAACAUUCCCGACAAGGCCAUCGGCACCUACCAGACAGAAGAGGCUCUCGCAGCCAGGGAUGCCGCGACGAACAUCCCCGCCUUCAACAUCGUCGACCAAGGGAUCCGCGCCAUCGCGACCCUCAUUGGCGGAAGCUGCGUCGUCCACCAGAGGUUCCACGAGCUGCAAACCGUGAUUCACGCCACGAACUUGGAGAUGCAGGGGAUUUUCAAUGUUCGCUGGCUGUCGCGGGGCGAUGCUGUUUCGAGACUUGUCGCUGUUCUGCCGGCUGCCAUAGUGCUGCUCCACGAGAAAGACAGCACGACGUAUCACCUGGUUACGAGCCUCAAGUUUCAUUUCUUUCUUUUUUUUCUCGCUGAUGUCCUGAAGGAAUUGAACGAGCUCAACAAGCGGUUUCAGCGACGAUCGGUGCAAAACACCUGCGAGAAGUUGAACGCGCGCUAUGUGGAGUACGGGGUGAACUUCGCGGAGGACAGCGAGCACCUCACUGCCUUCCUCGAAGCGCACUCCCAUCCGUCCAAGCGGGUGGUCCAGGUGGAGGGGAUGGAUGGAGACGGCAACGCCGUCAAACACACCUUCAAGCUGCACGAGCUGGAUGCGAAGAAGAAAGAGGAUCCCUCGGGUGACGUCGAGUCCUGCGUGUCCCUCGCCACCCUGUUUGCGAAGGAGGUGAUCGGCAGGCUACAGUACCGCAUGCGAAGCUUGAAGUCCCUCGUUGGGUCCAAGCUAUUUCUGCCAGACGCCUAUCCGGAUGGCGUGAACAAGCGCGACCGUCUGUGCGCGGAGUGGUUCAGCUCCCUUCGCAAGAUGUUCAACGCCGAGCAGUGCGCUCUGCCAGGUACGUGUUUUCAAAUUCCGCGUUGUCCCUAA
Molecule: messenger RNA, 2241 nt
Organism: Closterium sp. Naga37s-1
Lineage: Eukaryota; Viridiplantae; Streptophyta; Zygnematophyceae; Desmidiales; Closteriaceae
Source: the annotation of a GenBank genome assembly